AUGCUAGUGCAUAUGCUUGACUGUGUGAGAAAUAAGGCAUGGGUGGCCACCUCUGGAGUCCUCUCAGCGGGCUUGGCGGUGCUGUCAGGUUUCGGGAUGUUGCUGUACUGUGGAAUGCCAUUCGCUAUGACUGUGGCUAACGCCCCCUUCCUGAUCCUUGGGAGAAGGGAGACAGAAUGGUAGUGGAUUGGAGUUGAUGACAUGUUCAUUAUGAUCUCCUGCUGGCAGCAAACCAAGGUUCAUGAUUCAGUGGCAGAUCGCUUGGCAGAGACGUAUAAAGAGGCAGCCGUCUCCAUCACCAUCACCACUCUAACUGAUGUCUUGGCUUUCUACAUAGGCAUCAUGACACCCUUCCGAUCUGUGCAGUCGUUUUGCCUCUACACAGGCACUGCAGUUCUGUUCUGCUAUCUGUACAACAUAACAUUCUUUGGAGCUUUCUUGGCUCUCAAUGGAAAAAGAGAAAAGGGCAACAGGCACUGGCUGACGUGCAUGAAGGUGGAGCAGGACUGUCCAGCAGGACGCUCUACAGGGUACAGCAUGUGCUGUGUAGGAGGGGCGUAUGACGCAAACACAGGCUGUGAGAAAGAGCAGCCAGUGAAUCUGUUCUUUAAGAAGUACUAUGGCCCUUUUCUUACAAACACAUGGACCAAAGUGUUUGUGGUGUUGCUGUAUGGUGGGUACCUGGCUAGCAGUAUUUAUGGGUGUCUUCAGAUGCAGGAAGGUAUAGACCUUCGAAAUCUGGCGUAUGACGGUUCGUAUGUUGUUAACUACUAUGAUGAUGAGGAUGCUUAUUUUUCAGAGUAUGGACCAAGAGUUAUGGUUGUUGUUACAGAACAAGUUGAUUAUUGGAAUAAGGAGGUCCGUAAAGACAUUGAAAGUUGUUUGAAAGUACUUGAAAACCAUUUGUAUGUUGAUGCAAGCCUGUCUGUUUCAUGGCUAAGAGUAUAUGAGAAUGUUUCUACAAUACUAAAUAUCAACUUAGAUAAUGAAACAGUAUUUAAAGACAAUUUAAAGUUAAUUCUUCCAACCUUUAAACAAGACAUUAGUAUCUCUAAUGAUAAUAUUAUUGCCUCCCGUUUCUUUAUUCAGACCACAAACAUUACCACUCCAAUCAAGGAAAAGAACAUGUUAGAUGAGCUGAGAAAGGACGUAAAGAACUGUGUAGUCCCAGUACUGGUUUAUCACCCAGCAUUCAUCUACUUUGACCAGUAUGUAGUCAUAGUCUCUAACACGAUACAGAAUAUUGCAGUAGCAACUGCAGUAAUGUUGGUCAUCGCCCUCCUAUUGAUUCCCAAUCCUCUUUGCUCUUUGUGGGUAACGUUUGCCAUCGGAUCUGUCAUUGUUGGUGUUGCCGGCUUCAUGGCUUUCUGGCAUGUUAACUUAGACUCCAUAUCGAUGAUCAAUCUGGUCAUCUGUAUUGUCUCUGUAGACUUUUCUGCACAUAUUUCCUACGCAUUUGUGUCAAACAGCAAACAUGAUGUAAAUGAGAAGGCCAUUGAUGCGCUCCAUACUCUGGGUUACCCUAUAGUCCAGGGGGCAGUUUCUACCAUACUGGGUGUCAUUGUUCUGGCUGCAGCUGAAAGCUACAUCUUCAGGACAUUUUUCAAGAUCAUGUUCCUGGUCAUUUCUUUUGGGGCUCUUCAUGGAAUUGUUUUUAUUCCGGUGUUCCUGACCUUUUUCGGGGUUUCCAAGUGUUGUGAUAAGGGUAAGGAAAAUCAAAUAGAAAUGACAUUACUAGGGCUGCCCACAGCAACAAAACAAGGUGUUUUCAUGGCUUGCCCAAGCAGCUGAGCACAGCUAUCUACUCAGGAAUCCAUUUGCAGUGGAAUAAUGCUGAAAAACACAGAUUUCCUAUGGUUUCGGAGAAUUUUUAGUUUUACACUUGGGGCGGGGCAAAAAACAUGCAAAGUUUUUUUUGUUUGUUUAAUAUCAAAUCAGUGCAUUCAUCAUAUAUAAUCAUCAACACAGGCACGUUUUUGCUUUAAAUGUACGUAAACAUACUUGUUCAAUAAAACUGCUUCCGGUGUACCGAGGUUAAGGUUGAACAGAGGUCAAGGUUGAAUGAGGUGCACGGUCACAGUCAUGUUAAGUGGCUUGCCGUUUACUUCAGUUGUCCAGACUUGCAUUGUUGUUACUGAACAAGCUGUUAAAGAUGCCAA
Messenger RNA from Acipenser ruthenus (sterlet), 2159 nucleotides. It is a transcript of the gene ptchd3l, whose product is annotated as patched domain-containing protein 3. Lineage: Eukaryota; Metazoa; Chordata; Actinopteri; Acipenseriformes; Acipenseridae. Gene Ontology annotation, cellular component: membrane. The record is from RefSeq and is a predicted model, not a curated record.